AUGAAGUUUGGGGAAUCUUUAAGCGAAGGCUUGGUUACUGAAUGGAAAAAUCAAUACGUUAACUAUAAGAAUGGGAAAAAGUUUAUCAAGAAAAUCAAAGCUUUGAAGGCUAACGUACAACAACUGGAGAGAGAAACAACAGAUAGGACUCCUUUAUUAAUCCCAAAUGGUCCUGGUGGAAAUAAAUCUGUGGACACAGAUAACAAUAUCUUUGUAGAUAGCAACGUGGGCCAAAGUUCACCAGAUGAAAGUCCAGAAUAUGAAAGUCUGAAGAAAACUUCUGCUUUUGGGUACUCUUUGAAAUCAUCAAGAGACAAGGAAGAGGACUAUCAAGAAGCCAAGGAUAAUUUUUUUAAAUGGUUGGAUUCUGAGUACAACAAGGUUAAUUUAUUUUUUCAAGAGAGAGAACAACAAGCAUAUGAGAGAUUUUUGAUAAUUCAGGACCAGCUAGAACAAUUGAAGGAUCACAGGAGACUCUAUCUUCAGAGGAGAGCUUUGCAUUCUAAUACUUCGCAUUCAUCCAACGAUCAUGUAGCAGUGUAUUACAGAAUGAAUGACAUUGCAUACCGUACGAAGAGCAUAUUUGGUUGGUUAGCAAGAUUCGAUUUGCCGACGUUACCAUCCACAGCAUUUAUGAAAAAAUGGAGGAAGAAAAGAAACAGAAGUAUUCCAAUUGACAAUUAUGAUAUGUAUGACGCUAAUUACUUUCAAAAUCGUAUAAGAAAUGGUAGUUCUGGCGAUAGUGAUGACAUAUCAUCAAACGCUAGUACAUUAAAUAAUCGUGCGAAUGAGGAGUCGGCUUAUAGGGUUGAGCAAAAUGCCUCUCAGUUGCAUCAGAGGAGAAGAAGAGAUUAUACCAGUUCUGAUUAUAAUGUGCCUUAUUUAUAUGCUAGAAAGCAGCUCAAACAAGCGAUGUUGGAAUUUUAUAGGGCAUUAUCUUUACUCAAAUCAUACAAGACUUUAAACAGAACUGCUUUCAGAAAGAUAACAAAAAAGUUUGAUAAGGCCCUCGGUACGUCGAUAUCGGCAGAUUAUAUGAAGAAAGUAGACGAUGAAUCAUAUUUUCAGACCAGUGAUUUACUUGAUAAGAUUGUGACUAAUCUUGAGGAGUUAUAUAUCGAGACGUUCGAUCCUCAGAGUCAGGAUAAAAAGGUGUCUUUGGAAAAAUUGAAAAGUAUUGCAUAUGCUUUAAGCAAUAAUACGAUUAGGGCCCCAACACAUUACAUUCCAUUUUUUUUCUCAGGUCUUUUCAUUGGAUUUGCGAUACCACUCUUUUGUUUGGCCCUCUAUGUGGCUCUUAAUAAAAUAAUUAAUGGCGUAUAUUCCGAGGGGUUAUUCAUGUUACAAAUAUAUGGUGGAUUCUUCUUAAUGAAUUUUAUGGUAUUACUCUUUGGAGUGAAUUUGUUUGUCUUUGAGUAUUUCAAGAUAAACUACAAGUUUAUCUUCGAAUUUAACAUGAGCACUGCUCUAGACACCCAGCAAUUCUGGCUCUUGCCAUCCUUCGGCUUUGCUUUAUUAGCCUUAAUAAUGUGGUUCAGUUUUAAUAAUUUCUGGCCGAUUGAAUUUCCUGGAAGAGAUUGGCCCUGGAUCUACUUUGGUGUGAUGCUCUCAAUAUUCUUUUGGCCUGGUCCCCAGUUAUAUGGACCUAGCAGAAAGUGGCUUCAGGUCGCUCUUUGGAGAUUAAUGCUUUCGGGACUUUAUCCUGUUGAGUUUCGUGAUUUCUUUUUGGGAGACAUGUUGUGUUCGUUGACUUAUACCAUGGGUAAUAUAUCAUUCUUCUUUUGUCUAUACUCCCACCAUUGGUCGGGACUAAUUGGGGAUCACCCGCUGCCCAGUGGGAUUAGGUGUGGUUCAGCAAAAUCGAGAUUAAUGGGGUUCUUUGGAACCUUACCGAGUAUUUUCAGGUUCUUGCAAUGCGUCAGACGUUACGCGGAUACUGGUGACUGGUUUCCCCAUUUAGCUAACAUGUUGAAGUAUUCUAUCACGACGUUGUAUUAUUGCUUGUUGAGCGUGUAUCGUAUUGAGCGAUCUCAAAACAAUAGAAUCGCUUUUAUCAUUUUUGCAGCUAUCAAUUCUUUGUAUAGUUCUAUUUGGGACGUAACAAUGGAUUGGUCUCUCGGUCAGAGCGGUUCUAAGUACUUAUUUCUAAGAGACAAUUUGGUCUAUAAGAACCCUACUUACUACUAUAUUGCGAUUAUAUGCGAUGUAACGUUGAGAUUCCAAUGGGUUUUUUAUGCCUGCUUUAGCAAUCAAGUCCAACAGCUGGCUGUUACGAGUUUUUGUAUUGCCGUGGCUGAGCUUAUUCGAAGGUUUAUUUGGGUAUUUUUUAGAAUGGAGAACGAACAUUGCACCAAUGUCAUAUUGUUCCGAGCCUCGAGAGACUCGCCGCUUCCCUACAAAAUAAGUAGUAAGGUGGAAUAUGCUAUCAAAAAGCUUGUACAACUUCAUUAUGCUGCACAUGGAGUAGAUCUCGGCGAUCAAACUUUUGCUGAAGACGUUUCUUAUGUCAAUGGUCCGGCGUCCUCUAUGGGUGGUAAGACCCCUUUUACUGAUGAAGAAGCAAUGGGUGGUACACCGGAUUCACACAAUCUUAGAAAUCGCCGUAAAUUCACCUUUACUAAUUUCACAAAUAUGCUUAAUCUGGCGCAUGUCAAAGAUUUCCAGAGGAAGAAAGCCGUCAUCGAGCAUGAUAGUGAUGACGAUGAUGAUGACGAUGAUGACGUAGCUUCUUCGCCUCAGUCCUGA
Messenger RNA from Priceomyces carsonii, 2745 nucleotides. RefSeq names its product Syg1p (gene SYG1). Lineage: Eukaryota; Fungi; Ascomycota; Pichiomycetes; Serinales; Debaryomycetaceae. Gene Ontology annotation, cellular component: Golgi apparatus; plasma membrane; cytoplasm. Gene Ontology annotation, molecular function: inositol hexakisphosphate binding. The transcript has a single exon. Gene Ontology annotation, biological process: phosphate ion transport; cellular response to phosphate starvation. Bases 1 to 2745 code for a protein of 914 amino acids. The record is from RefSeq and is a predicted model, not a curated record.